This is a messenger RNA of Toxorhynchites rutilus septentrionalis, 1375 nucleotides long. Its product is annotated as putative gustatory receptor 28b. The transcript has 4 exons. The record is from RefSeq and is a predicted model, not a curated record. Lineage: Eukaryota; Metazoa; Arthropoda; Insecta; Diptera; Culicidae. Gene Ontology annotation, biological process: sensory perception of taste. Gene Ontology annotation, cellular component: dendrite; neuronal cell body; membrane. The coding region runs from base 26 to 1375 and encodes 449 amino acids.
UUUUGCAGUAAAUUGUGCUGGAAAGAUGGCCCUAGAACGGCUUCGCAAGCUGUGGAAUCCAAAAAAUUUCUACGCAGCACAAAGACCCAUACUGAGGACCACGUUUCUAAUGGGAAUGACGCCCUUCACAGUGAUAUGUAGGCCCUCUGGAUCGGUUUUGGAAUGUACCUUGUUUGGAUACAUAAAUUCAAGCAUCAAUGCGGUCAUCUUCUGUUCGUGUUAUGUGAUCGCAUUAUACAAGUGGGAGAGUGUCAAUGGGCAUAUGUUCAGUACCGAAAUCAGCACACUUGGGGAUGUUCUGCAAAUGUUGAUCGGAUUAUCGGCACUUGUGAUGACCUUCAUCUACAGUAUCGUACAGCGAAAUAAACUGAUACACGCAUUCCACUCCGUUGCUAAAACCGACGAACAUUUCAGGGAGAUCGGAGUUGAGACGGAUUACAAGAGCACUCUCAAAUUUAACUACCUGAUCAUAGGCGUACAAAUUUGUGUCCAUUUAACAUACUGUGUGGUAUCCGUAUUAAUUUUAAGCAGUUCGGGUGUAUAUCCUUGCAUCACAGCAUGGGUUUCGUACUUCUACCCGUUCCUCAUGAUGUCAAUGGUUACCGUGCUGUUUAUUUGUCUGGUUAACCAGGUGAAACAUCGGUUCUAUCUGUUGAAUAAAAUUCUCCAAACCCUAAGAGAAAUCAGCACGGAAAAGCAGGUUGCGACGAAUAAUGGGAAGCGGAAAGACGAAGAAGUUAAGCAGUUCAGGAAGCCUCUGAGAAUAUCCUCGACAUUCUGGAACAACAAUCGCCACAUGCCGGAGGUAAUCAAUCAAGUUGCUAUAAUUCAGGGCGAACUCUGCGACGCGUGCAACGGCGUUGAGGACUACUUCAGUGUUCAAAUGUUAGCCAUUGUGACGAUUUCCUUCGUGAUAUCGGUGUUCGAUUCGUACUACAUUCUGGAGACGAUUAUCGCCGAUAGCUUUACGCACUGGCCCUUCAGUAAGGCGCAAUUUGUUGCUUUUUUCCUCUAUCAAGCUGUCGUAUACGUCGUUGGAGUGAUCAAAAUUGUCUACUGGAGCAAUUCAGCAGUUAAAGAAAAUGAAAAAAUUGCUGUCAAUGUCCAUAAGCUGAUCAAUGCGAAUAACUAUGAUGAGGAGUUGACUAGACAGUUAUCACAUCUUUCCUUACAAUUAACGCACCGGAAAGUUACUUUUACGGCAUACGGAUUUUUCAAUCUAGAUUUCACUCUUCUAUUCACUCUCAUUGGCGCAGCAACGACUUAUCUUGUGAUUUUAGUUCAAUUUUCUUUGAAUCAAAAUGCACCAUGCGGUCAACCACUUAUCAACACAACUCAGGCUUCAUUAUUAUUAAGAAAUGGAUCAAUGUUCUAA